GGUAGCAAGGGUUGUUGAUGCAGGGCCGGCCCUGGCCCAAGGCCACCAACGCAGUAGCCUUGGGCCUCAAAUUUUAGAGGAUGGAAAAAAUUGGUUGCCUUGGGCCUCAAAUUUUAGAGGCCCAAAGUUUGAGGCCUAUAGGGGAUGGAAAAAAAAAUAAAGUUAGGGCAAGUUUCAAACGACACAAUGUCACCAUCGGCUUCGACACUCCCGCAGGGCGCAGCCUCCGCUAUCACCUCAGGUGACAAGGACAUUCUUCUUAGGAUCUCGUGAGGUUAUUUGCCUUGAACUUGAAUCAAAUCAUUGCAUAUCGAGAUUUAAGGGAUGUCAGCCCCCAGUGCUGCGAAAACCCACCAACACUCAGCUCAAGCUGUGGAGUGGGGCAUGUGGAAGAAAUUGCAGGCCUCAAGUCCUACGUUUCUGGACCCUCUGAUUCCAAGCUUGCAGUUGUUCUCAUCUCAGAUGUUUUUGCUUGCUGAGAAAGUUGCAUCUGCUGGAUUCUAUGUGGUUGUUCCUGACUUCUUAUAUGGAGACCCCUAUGUACCUGAAAAUGCUGAAAAGCCAAUAUCAGUAUGGUUAAAAGAGCAUGGAACGGAUAAAGCAUUUGAAGAUGCAAAAGCAGUUAUUGAAGCUCUAAAAAGUAAAGGUGUAUCCAGUAUUGGAGCUGCAGGCUUUUGUUGGGGUGCUAAGGUCGUUGUGGAAUUAGCAAAGCAUGCUUAUAUCCAAGCUGCAGUGAUGCUACAUCCGUCAUUUGUCACUUUGGAUGAUAUCCAGGGGGUUAAGGUUCCAAUUUCAGUACUCGGAGCUGAGAUUGACCAAAUAUCUCCACCAGAACUUGUGAAACAGUUUGAGGGGAUCUUAAAUGCUAAGCCCGAGGUUGAUGGCUUUGUAAAGAUAUUCCCGGGGGUUGCGCACGGUUGGACCAUGAGGUACAAGGAUGAAGAUGAAGAGGAGCUGAAGCAUGCAGAAGAAGCCCACCAGGAUAUGUUGGAUUGGUUUGGUAUCUUUAGGAAGACUAUAAUAUGUAACAAUCUGAUGUGUUGUUAUAGCACGUCUCAUGUCAUUGUAAGAGAUGGCUGUGUUGGCUUGAAUAUGAAAGUUUUUCUGAAUACUAGAAUUAUUUGAGACUAUUAUAUGCAACAAUUACACUAUUGUCUGUAACAAUUUAAUGCGUAAUACCUUGUUUUAUGUCAUUGUAAGAGACAGGAAUGAAUGAAUAAUCCUUAAGUACUGCAA
Molecule: messenger RNA, 1236 nt
Organism: Cornus florida
Lineage: Eukaryota; Viridiplantae; Streptophyta; Magnoliopsida; Cornales; Cornaceae
Product: endo-1,3;1,4-beta-D-glucanase-like
Exons: 8
Coding region: 325-1125 (266 amino acids)
Molecular function (GO): hydrolase activity
Source: RefSeq, a predicted model, not a curated record